Messenger RNA from Periophthalmus magnuspinnatus, 2315 nucleotides. It is a transcript of the gene bmb, whose product is annotated as brambleberry. The coding region runs from base 252 to 2165 and encodes 637 amino acids. NCBI's taxonomy places the organism in Eukaryota, Metazoa, Chordata, Actinopteri, Gobiiformes, Gobiidae. The transcript is spliced from 13 exons. The record is from RefSeq and is a predicted model, not a curated record.
GUUAGAUGUGUCGCACAGUGAAAUAUCCACAUUUUGCGAUAUGUAACAAAACCAAACACAACAAUAAUUCUAUGUUGUAAUUCGUUCAUUGGCUGAGCGGCUUCGGCGAUGAUUGGCCAGAAUUAUCGGCCAGAAUUAUCUGUAAUUUCUGUCAGCUGUGGGAGUUGGGAGGCUGGACCAGACACGGGGCCCAGACUGGACACGGGGACCAGACUGGACACGGGGCACGCAGCAUCCACACAGCAUCAGACAUGGCUCGUUUCCCAUCCCAUAAUUGCUUCGUUUUUGCACUGCUGAUUUUCCAUUCUCCUGGUGUGUGUGGUUUGUUUGAAUGGAUGAGAAAAACAGAGUCUGGACCAGCUCCAUCCCAGCCUGCAGCCUCCUCAUCUGCAGCCUCCUCAUCUGUAGCUUCCUCAUCUGUAGCUUCCUCAUCUGUAGCUUCCUCAUCUGCUCUUCUGACCAAAGACGCACAGUUUGAAAUGGCUUUAGUUGAUGAGAAGUUUUUAGCAGAGGCUAAACAAAUGCAGUUGAGUCCACUGGAUAGCUGUCAUCACAAGGUUGUUGCUCGACUGAAGUCCAGUUGUGAAAGCCUGUCUGAAGAACAGCUGGCUAAACUCGGGGUACUUCUAUUCAACUGUCAAGCUGAGAUCGAGGGUCGCAGGACGUACCCUUGUACGGAAGAGAUGACCAUAAAAGAAUGCACAGCAGCUAUGGACCCUGACACGUGGAAUGCCUAUCACAUAGUGAGCAACAGAGCCCGGUCUGUGUGCUAUGCCACUCGUCAGAUGCUGUUCCGUCGCAGGGCAGAACACACCGUAAAUGCCCUCAUCUCCACAGCCACCAGCCAACUCGAUGCAAUGAAAGAUCUGAAGGAGGGCCAGCUUGAGCUAAAGCAGCUGACCUCAGCCUCCUUGGAAAAAGUGCUUGAAGGCCACAGCGCUCUUCAGACUCAGCAGAACAAACUUUAUGAAGAACAAGAACAUAUGCAGACAUCAUUGAAGGACAAUUUGGAGCGUCUGGGACAGGAAAAGGCCCUAAUCGCUUCAGGACAGGCACUGGUAGCACAGCUCAUCCAAGGAAUCACACAAAAAAUGGAAAAUGUCAGUGAGCAUCUUCAGGUUCAAAGCUCUGACGUGCAAGAUGGCCACCAGGCUAUAGUGAAAGACCUCGCAGACGUCAGACACCAAGCUCAGGACAUCUACCACAAAAUAGACUCCAGUAUGGUGGAGUUUCUGCAGUAUCAGGACCAAACCUCCCAGUACUACUCUGAUCUUAUGACUAAACUGGAGCGCAUGAACAGCACACUUGGCUUUGUACUGCACUAUCUGGAUAACAUGCAGAGCAGGAUUGAGGGUCGGCUUCAAAUGAUUCAAAGCUACCUCGGAUGGGCAGGGUUGAGUUUAACAGCCCUGUGGACAUGCAUGGCUCAUACAGGUUACUUUGUCCUUGGUGCUGUCCUAUUGACAUUUCUUCGUUGCCGUGUUUUUUCUCGAGCCAUGCUGCUGUUUACAGUGCCCCUGAACGCAAUAGCAGAAGUGAACCAACAGCCAGCACUUGAUCUCUGUAGCCUGAGCCUCCUCCUCCUCACACUCUCCCUCUGUUAUUGGUUUAUUGGACAACUGUGCUCUUGUCUCCAUAGUACCCCUAAACCAACUGUCCCUCUCCCGCUGGGCCCAUGUGAAAUCGUUGAGCCACAAAAACCAGUCACUUCUUCCCCUUCUUACCCACCUCCCUCUACACCUGUGAGAGAAGAAAAUGAUGAGUUAUCUGGGAAAAGUGACUUGCUCAAUCAAGAUAGCUUCAUAUCAGGUGACCUUUGCAUAUCAGUGGUGUCUCCGUCUCACAAGAGGACACUGGCAGAGUCCCUCCACAGUCACUCAACCCCAAGGACCCUAGUGAAGCCUGUUCUGUCUGCGGCUCUUGUUGAUGACAUUCCUCUGAGAAACUUGGGAGGUGUGUUUGAUGCUGUGAAUGACUCUCAUGAUUUGGUAAAUGACUCCAGAAGUGCGAGUCCCAACCCCUCCCUCAUCACCAACAGUUCAUUAUCAGGACGUCUCCUCUGCAAUGGCACCACCAAAACAGGAAAGGCCUGUAAGAAGAGGGCUCUGCUGGGACAGGAGUACUGUAGAGUUCAUGAGGGAGGACACUCCUCCUAUGUAAAUUAAUACUUGAAUUUUUUUUGCAUGUAAUCUGAUACAUCAGCAUUACUCAUUAUGAUUUUAAAUGUCCCAUUUUAUGUGUUUAUGUACAUUCGGUUUUACUUAUUUAAGCCCAGUAAUGCAAUGCUUGAGAAUUUCAAUAAAGAACUUUUUGGU